Molecule: messenger RNA, 1316 nt
Organism: Neocloeon triangulifer
Lineage: Eukaryota; Metazoa; Arthropoda; Insecta; Ephemeroptera; Baetidae
Exons: 12
Coding region: 1-1296 (431 amino acids)
Molecular function (GO): odorant binding
Source: RefSeq, a predicted model, not a curated record
AUGUCCCUGCUGAGUCUAGACGCGCAACGCAAGUACGACGCUUUGGCCAGCAUUAGCAACCUCAGCCAAGUGAGGAAUGAGGAUCAAAAUUCUACUUUCUGGACUUCGGGGUCGGACGAAGGCUGUGAGUCGGUUUUCGGAUUCUGUUCUGCAAAACGGUUGUUCCGCGGCGAGGCAAAGUGGCUGCCCGGACAGCCAGACAAUGCCGGAGGAAAAGAAAACUAUGUGGCAGUGCAUAUUUGGAGCCAAAACGGACAAGUUCUGCUCGCCGAUUACGAUGGACAGAAGAAAUUCAGAUACAUUUGCGAGAAAUUAGGCAACCCUCAGUCAAAGAGUGGAAAGCAAGCGAUGGUGGACGAAUGUUCAUUCAUAUUCAACGUCACCUCAACCGAAAUUGACUUGCUGCGAAAUGCGACGAUAUUUGAUAUGCGGAUAAAAUGCUUUUUGCAUUGUGUUGGCGACGCUGUGGGCCUGCUGAUCGGUGGGAAGAUUGUGGCGAGCGAUAUAUUCGCAAUGCUGGAAAGUUUGAAUAUGACAAACGCAGACGAGCUGAUGAAAAACAUGGCCAUCGUGGACGAGUGCAAUAAUAAAACUUAUGGAAUGGACGAGUGCGACAAGGCGUACCAAUUAUCAAAGUGCGCCAGGGACAAGUCGCCGGCGGUUUUUGACCAGAUUAUUAAAGACCUGGAUAAGAAGGCGGCAGACAAUGAUGAACUCGUUUCUAAGGCUUUCGGAUGCGCGAACUCUUCAACUAGCUACACCAUUGACGUAGUUGCAAGGAACAAUCUAACAUCGCUGAAUCUGAACGCUUCAACGUGCGUCGACUACUUCAACGGAGAGUGGGUCUGCAAAUGCAGCGAUUUGAAAGUUUACCAUGUCAAAUACCAAGCUGCAAGUUACAAUUAUCUAGAAGCAAUUAAGUUUUGUUGCGAGCGCGGAAUGCGAUUGUUGACCACGCCAAACUUUUUUGCAGCCACAAAAUGCAUGCAGGCGGUGGGGCCCUCUUUUUUUGAAGUUGGAAAUCUUUCCGUUAACGGGUACUCAAAUCGGUUCUGGACGAUGACAAACUCCAUAGUCGUUGACGUGACGAGCGGAUUCAGCUACGAUUGCCAAACGCAGACGGAUUUUCUACCGCAAAAACUUAACACCAGUUACUUAAUUUAUUUUGAUCCCACGGCCGCGUAUGACGGUGGGUCGCAGGUUAUGUGCGCUUUCCUUGAUGGUGGGAAGCCGAAGUUCAAUUUCAAUUCAGCCACUACUGCGAAGCUGCCAUUCAUAUGCGAGGAAAUUUUUUAGUUUGGAAAAUAUUACGAAAA